AAACAGUCCAAAAGUGUUCUUCGCUAGUUUGAGUGAAUGCUUUCAUAGGGCAAAUCUCCUUUGGCAUUAGAUAAUUCUUGUAAGAUAAAUUUCAUCUUUGUUGGGGCAAAUCUCCUUUGGCAAGAAGCACAUCAGGAAUACUGAACUGUUGGUGUAAAUCGUUAACGGGCUUGAGGACAGUUCAGAUUUAAUUGGAAAUUAUUAAUCUCUUUGGGGAAAUUUGAUGCAUAUGUGAAAGAAUCAGCUCUGCUGGGCAAAUCUCCUUUGGCAAUACUCACUGCAGGAAGAGUGCUAUUCAGGCUUAUCUUUUUGCAGCAGUAAAAAAGUUGAAUCUCAGAUCCAUCUUUUGUUGGACAGAUCUCCUUUGGCUCAUUCUCUUGGGUGUUUCACUCCAGUCUCGGGCAAAUCUCCUUUGGCAGUUUCUCCUUGUAAACUUAAAUCCACAGAUCUUGGGCAAAUCUCCUUUGGCAAUCAGUCUUUAGAAACAUAAGUCCAUCCAUUGGGCAAAUCUCCUUUGGCAGUUACUCCUUAGAAUCAUAAGUCCAUCCUUUGGGCAAAUCUCCUUUGGCAAUUAGUCUUUAGAAUCAUUAGUCCAUCCAUUGGGCAAAUCUCCUUUGGCAGUUACUCCUUAGAAUCACAAGUCCAUCCUUUGGGCAAAUCUCCUUUGGCACUUGGUCCUUGUGGAAACUACUCCACAGUCAUACUCUCCUUGGUGGAUAGUCCUUGCAGAAGUCUGAACUCUUGCUGUUUCACCAUAUCUCCACCAGCUUAUUCUCCGUGAACAAUUUUCACUCUGAUUGUUAGGGCAAAUCUCCUUUGGCACUUAGAAAUCUAUAGGUUCUUUCUCUGGUUUCUGGACAAUUCUUCCUUGGCAUUACAGACGUUCAGAUCAGUCUGAAUGUUUAGAUUCCUAAUUCAUCUUUGAAGACUUAAGGUGGAAAUUUUGGUUUUGCAUCAUUUUCCUAUAAAGUUCCAACUACAGGUCCUUGUCAGUCUUGGGAAAGAUAAUAUCAGAACAACUGGGGUUCAGGUGCUGGCUGUCAGAAUUUGUUUAAUUAAGAAACAAAGUUGAUGGACCAGGUGUAUCAGCUUGCUUAAGUUAUUCAUUUCAAGCAAAACACUCUGUGCUUGAAGAAUCUGAUUCUAAUCAACAUACUUUUGACUUGAAUGCUAUAGAGUUGUCCGUCUGGCAUCUAAAUGAUGGAUAUGUUCCAUAGUGACACAGAUUGUGAAAGUUUCGGUUUGAGCAGUGGUAGUGAGGAUCAAGAUGACAUUGAUUCUUAUGGUGGACAAGCUCAGAGCAUUUUCUCAAGCCUGGAGGAUAGCAUUGGGAAGAUUGAUGAUUUCCUUGCAUUUGAGAGAGGGUUCAUACAUGCGGAUAUCGUUUGCUCCAUGACAGAUCCAUCUGGACAGAUGGGACGGGUGGUUGAUGUAGAUGUGGUUGUGGAUUUGGAAAAUUUCUUUGGUGAAAUUAUAAAAGAUGUAAACAGCAAGAAACUUUUAAAGAUCCGCUCCUUUACAUCAGGGGACUAUGUAGUUCAUGGGCCAUGGCUUGGAAAAGUGGGCAGAGUGGUUGAUCGUGUCACCAUCCUCUUUGAUGAUGGUGCAAAAUGUGAGGUUACCAAUGCGGAUUCAGUAAAUCUUUUACCCAUGUCUUCCAACCUACUCGAAGAUGCACAGUACCCUUACUAUCCAGGUCAGCUUGUUCGAGCUAGGCACUCAAGUUUUUUCAAAUCAGCAAGAUGGUUGUGUGGUGUCUGGAAGGAAAAUCGAGUUGAAGGUACUGUGUGCCAUGUGGAAGCAGGAUUGGUAUAUGUCAAUUGGGUUGCCUAUGCUACUGUUGGUAGUGAUUUUAAUUUGUCUGCUCCCCCCUGUCAGCAAGAUUCAAGGAACCUAACUUUGUUGUCAUGUUUUCCACAUGCUAAUUGGCAGCUGGGUGAUUGGUGUGUACUUCCAGUUGAUGUUCAGAUGCUUGUUGAUAAGCAUGUCUCUCCUACUUUCUCCUUUCAAGGGUGCAAGAAAAUGGAUGGACUGCAGCGAAGUGUUCCAGAUUCUCAUUUUGAGGAGACUUAUGUAAUCAUGAAGAGAAAGAUUAAAGUGGAUGUCCUUUGGCAGGACGGUAGCCACUCAAGUGGCUUAGAUUCACAGUCGUUAUUCCCAGUAAACAAUGUUGGUGAUCAAGAGUUUUGGCCUGAACAGUUUGUCCAGGAGAAGGUGACUUAUGAUGAUCAACAUGUUUCUAGUUGCCAAAGAUUGGGUGUUGUGAAAAGUGUGGAUGCGAAGGAACGAACUGUGAAGGUGAAAUGGAGGAUUCCUGUGGUGAAUCAAACUGCUUAUUCAGACAAGGAUUACAAGGAGGAGACUGUGAGUGCAUAUGAAUUGAUUGAACACCCUGACUACUGUUACUGCUUGGGGGAUGUUGUGUUUAGAUUGGAUAAUAACAGAUGUGCUGUUCAAUCUGAUGGGAAGAAUGAAACCCAUGACGGUUACCUAGAAAGGGAAGCGAGCAUGGGUUCCGCCCAGAUAUUUGGAGAGAGUGCUCUUAAACAUAAGCACAGUUGUCAAGGUCAGCAAGAGGACCCUUGUAAAUUUUAUUUAUCUUGUAUAGGAACUGUUAUUGGCUCUAAAGAUGGGGGCAUUGAGGUGAAAUGGGCUAAUGGUCAUAUAUCCAAGGUUGAGCCUCAUGAAAUUGUUGGCAUUGAUAAAUAUGAAGAAUCAGAUGCAAACCCUGUACAUAAUGAAGAAAAUAUUGAGGGUGAUUUGAGUCAGGAAAUGCCAGGGUAUGGAAAGCAAUCUUGGAAACUGAAAGAAAAGGAUGUGUUGGACAAGACCUCAAAUGUUGUUGACAAGGAAUGCAAGAAGGAUCUUUGGGAUGCUGGUGCCUUUUUCCUUCCUCGAGCUGCUAUUGGGUUUUUCACAAAUGUAGUGGCAAAUUUAUUUGGCUCACAUGGAUCCACUUCUGAGGAUGUGAAUAAAUUUUAUCGUACCCAUGAGACUGAGGUGUUUGAACAUUGCAAGAUGAACACAGAGGAACCACCAUCAGUGGUAUACAAUAUGGAGACAUUCAGACAGACAAGUCUGAAGCAGAAAGUAGAAGAACAAGAGAACAAAAUAUUAUUUUCAUCAGGCAGUGAGAAACAAGGACUGUUUAAGCCUUUUGAUAUUGUUGUUGAUUGCUCAGACCACCACUUUGUUACUGAAUCUGGUGAUGGAUCGAUGCUAUCUCAGGCAAAAAGAGGUUGGUUGAAGAAAGUGCAGCAAGAGUGGACCAUUCUGCAAAGAGAUCUUCCUGAUACGAUCUAUGUUCGCAUUUAUGAGGAAAGGAUUGAUCUCCUGAGGGCAGCCAUUGUUGGAGCACCUGGAACUCCAUAUCAUGAUGGGCUUUUCUUCUUUGAUUUUCUCCUUCCCCCUGACUAUCCACAUGAACCACCAUUGGUGCACUAUAAUUCUGGUGGCCUCUGUCUCAACCCAAACCUAUAUGAAUCAGGAAAGGUCUGUCUCAGCCUCCUCAAUACAUGGACAGGCACAGGCACCGAAGUAUGGAACCCUGGAAGCUCCAGCAUUAUUCAAGUCCUCCUUUCCCUUCAGGCACUUGUUCUCAAUGAUAAGCCUUAUUUUAAUGAGGCUGGAUACGAUGAACAGAAGGGCAGAGCAGAGGGAGAGAAGAAUUCUAUAACUUACAACGAGAAUGCUUUCCUUCUGUCUUGCAAGUCCAUGCUAUACUUGCUACGGAACCCCCCAAAGAAUUUCGAGGCUCUAGUGGAGGAGCACUUCCGGAGACACUCACACUUAAUUCUUCUGGCUUGUAAGGCAUAUAUGGAAGGUGCACCAGUUGGCUAUGCUUUUGGAUAUGGAAUGACUAAACAAGAAACUCAAAAGAGUAGUUCUACUGGUUUCAAAAUAAUGCUAGCUAAGCUCUUCCCUAAGCUUGUUCAGGGUUUUGCUGCUAAGGGAAUCGACUGCAGCCAAUUCAUUGAGAUAGAGAAUGAUUGUGUGAUAAAGUAAGUAGCAUCAAUCUACUUGACAGACAUAUAUACAAAGUUAAUGACCAUAUGUUCUGUAUAUGCUCAUAUGCUCAGAAAGGUUUGUAUUUUAUGAUUGUUGUAUUUGCUGAAGAAAGACAGCACAGAAGGAUGUUGUGGGUGCAAGUGUGUUGUUUGAUGGCUUGUUAAUAACUUAACUGAAGACUGUUUUGUUGAAUUUCUGAGUAGCAGCGAUUGUGUGUGUGUGUGCUUAAAAUAUUGAUUCUGUGUUUCUUAA
Molecule: messenger RNA, 4260 nt
Organism: Telopea speciosissima
Lineage: Eukaryota; Viridiplantae; Streptophyta; Magnoliopsida; Proteales; Proteaceae
Product: probable ubiquitin-conjugating enzyme E2 24
Exons: 9
Coding region: 1198-4005 (935 amino acids)
Source: RefSeq, a predicted model, not a curated record